This is a messenger RNA of Cynara cardunculus var. scolymus (artichoke), 1866 nucleotides long. Its product is annotated as RNA polymerase sigma factor sigA-like. The coding region runs from base 241 to 1755 and encodes 504 amino acids. Gene Ontology annotation, molecular function: DNA-binding transcription factor activity. Gene Ontology annotation, biological process: regulation of DNA-templated transcription; DNA-templated transcription initiation. The transcript is spliced from 10 exons. The record is from RefSeq and is a predicted model, not a curated record. NCBI's taxonomy places the organism in Eukaryota, Viridiplantae, Streptophyta, Magnoliopsida, Asterales, Asteraceae.
UUUAUAAAAAUUCAAAAACUGUUCAGGUUACCGUCACCACACCACACAGUCCACUCAUCAACCACGCUCUCCAUCUCACUCCUAGAUCUCCGUCGUCACCUACGCCGGUUAAGAAAUUUUAAGAUCUCCAGGAAACCUGAAGGCCUGUUCAGCAAUUCUAUUGCUUAGUCAUGGUUGCUGUAAAACGACCUUCUCAAAGGAUGUGAUACUAUUUCUUGUAAGUUGACUAACGCCACAUAUAUGAUGUCUACAACUGCAGUUGUUGGACUAAGAGCAGUAAAAAUGUUAUUGGGUUCAUCACCUUAUUACUCUGAUGUCAGUGACAAGCUGUCCUGCAGUAGCAAUCUUGGGUUCAUAUUUGUACCGGCUACAAAUUUGAUCGCUUCAAAAAAGUCAUCCAACUAUGGCCAUGGAUUUAUAUACAGCCGGGAUACUCAUUCCAUCAGAGCUCUGAAGGAACAUGUAGAUACGGCUUUAGAUCUUCCAAGCACAGACCAAUGGGUUCAGAAGUUUGACCAUUUAGAUGAGGAAGUCUCUGAGCAUGAGCUUUCAGUUGAAGCUUUGCUCUUAUUACACAAGUCUUUGCUGGAAAAGCAGUGGACCCUUUCAACAGAGAGGACCACUACAGCUAAUCCCACAGAAAGAAACAGCAGAAAGGUACAUGUCACUGGUUCUGGGAUAUCUGCACGAAGGCGUCGAAUAGAUGCUCAGAAUAAAACGGCAAGUAGAAAUUGUUCUGUAAAUCAAGUUGGUGGGAGUAGGCAGUUGAGAUCCAUAAUCAGUCCAGAACUCCUUCAAAAUUGUCAAAGAGGUUAUCUAAAAGGUGUAAGAAAUGAAGCGUUGCUCACUCACUCAGAGGUAGUUGCUCUAUCAGAAAAGAUCAAAAUUGGCCUACACUUAGAGGAGGAGAAGUCAAGACUGAAGGAAAGAUUGGGAACCGAACCUUCAGAGAAGCAGCUUGCAACUUCCCUACAGAUUUCCCAACUUGACUUGCAAACUAAACAGACCGAGUGCACUUUGGCAAGAGAGAAGCUGGCACUGAGCAAUGUCCGUCUGGUGAUGUCUGUUGCACAAAAAUACAAACACAUGGGAGCCGACAUGUCUGACCUAAUUCAGGGAGGUCUGAUUGGACUACUCAGAGGGAUAGAGAAAUACGAUUCAUCUAGGGGGCACAAGAUCUCUACAUAUGUCUAUUGGUGGAUACGGCAGGGUGUCACAAGAACUUUCUUUGAAAAUUCCAAGACCCUUAGAUUGCCUACUCACUUGCAUGAAAGACUGGGUGCAAUCCGAAAUGCCAAGUCCAAACUAGAGCGAAAAGGAAUAACCCCAUCAAUCGAUAAAAUUGCGGAAAGCCUGAAGAUGUCCAGAAAGAAAGUUACAAACGCCACUGAGGCAGUCUAUAAAGUGUUCUCACUUGAUAAGGAAGCUUUCCCUUCUUUAAAUGGUCUUCCUGGAGAUACACUUCACAGUUACAUUGCAGAUGAUUCCCCUCAGAAUAACCCAUGGCAUGGAGUAGAUGAAGGGGCUCUCAAGGAUGAAGUAAGAAAGCUGAUUACCAUGACUCUAGGAGAACGUGAGAGAGAGAUCAUCCAUCUUUACUACGGUCUGGACAAUGAAUAUCUUACUUGGGAGGACAUCAGUAGGAGGAAAGGUUUGUCAAGAGAACGAGUUAGGCAGGUAGGCCUUGUUGCACUGGAGAAACUAAAACACGCUGCCAGAAAUACAAGACUAGCGGAAAUGCUGGGCUAUGAUUGAUUUUGGUAUGCUUUGAUGUGAUAGGAAUAAAUUCCCUGUACAUACAAAACGUUUUGCUAUUAAUUUUUUUUAAUCAUAUUCAAACCAGUAUAUGUUUACUGACUUAAAAAA